CCUUCCCUUUUCCAUCGAGACAGAGCAGCUUCCUGCUGUAGCAAAUAAUUCUUGGCUGGAUACGAAUGACUUCUUCCCCCUCCCGGUCCUCGCCACAGCAGAAGGAGCCGACAGUUUCCCGAGACAGGACGGCUCGCGGUCGGACACGCAACAAGGAAACCGGGAGCGACGCAUACCUGUCCGUGUGGCAUGUGACAGCUCGCGGCCGCGUGAAGAGGGGAUAAAGGACAGCGGCUCCGCAGACGGGACUCGGCCUUUUCGCGUAGACCGACGGAGUAAUGAACUCCUCCGGUGGUACCAACUCUCCCGCCACAAAGAAGAUGGGGUGGCUGUGCGGAGAAAAGCUCCACUUCUGGGAACCCAAUCAGACGUUCCACACGGACCGGCCCGACCUCUCCGAGUGUUUCCAGCUCUCCGUCCUGGCGUGGCUGCCCUGCGUCUUCCUGUGGGCUGCCUCUCCGGCCUACAUCUACUACCUGAAGAAGAGCAGCCGAGGGUACAUCAUGAUGUCGCUGCUGAACAGGUUCAAAACAGUGUUCGGCUUGUUGCUUUGGAUCGUGUGCUGGGCCGACCUCUUCUCCUCAUUUCACGAGCUGCAGAAGGGUCAGUCCCCGCCCCCCAUCUACUUCAUCACCCCGCUGGUGCUCGGCAUCACCAUGCUGCUGGCCACGUUCCUGAUCCAGUAUGAGAGGUUACACGGGAUCCAGUCCUCGGGGGUCCUCUUCAUCUUCUGGUUCCUGUCCGUGCUGUGCGCCAUCGUGCCUUUCCGCUCCAAGAUCCUGAAGGCCUUCAGCUCGGACGAAGUUCCAGAUAAGCUGCGCUUCACCUCCUUCUACUUGUAUUUCGGCCUGAUCCUCCUCGAGCUCGUCCUCUGCUGCUUGAAUGAGAAACCUCCUCUCUUCUCCAAUGUGGUCACUGACCCUAAUCCGUGCCCUGAAACUACAGCAGGCUUUCUGUCCACCGUGACCUUCUGGUGGUUCACAAGUUUGGCCAUCAAAGGUUACAAAAUGCCCCUUGAAGCCAAAGACUUGUGGUCGCUGAACGAGCGCGACAGCUCCAAGAAGAUAGUGCCGAAACUCCUGAAGGAGUGGGAGAAGGAGCAAAGCAAGAUCAAGAGCAGUGAACAGAAUCUGACCACCAAGGCGACGUACGCUAAGCAGCAACCAUCGGCCACCAACCACGUCUCAGGAGGAGCCGCGGGGGGCGAAACCAGCCCGGAGGAAGUGGAGGUGCUGCUGUCCAAUCAGAAAGCGGCUCCCCACCAGCCGUCCUUCCUCCGCACCCUCAUCAAAGCGUUCGGCCCCUACUUUCUGAUUGGCUCGGGCUUUAAGCUCCUGCAGGAUUCCAUCACCUUCGUCAACCCGCAGCUGCUCAGAAUGUUGAUCUCCUUCACCAGUCAGAAGGACGUCCCUGUUUGGUGGGGUUACACGCUGGCCUUCCUCAUGUUCUUCACAGCCAUACUGCAGACUCUCAUCCUCCACCGGCACUUUCAGUACUGCUUCGUAACGGGGAUGAACGUCCGGACCGCUCUCAUAGGAGCCAUCUACAGGAAGUCUCUGGUCAUAACCAAUGCUGCCAAGCGUUCCUCUACGGUGGGAGAAAUAGUGAAUCUGAUGUCUGUCGACGCUCAAAGGUUCAUGGAUCUCACCACCUUCCUCAACAUGCUCUGGUCUGCUCCUCUGCAAAUUAUGCUGGCGCUCUACUUCCUCUGGCAGAACCUUGGUCCAUCUGUGCUGGCUGGAGUGGCUGUCAUGGUCAUGCUCAUCCCCUUUAAUGCCGUCAUCGCCAUGAAGACGCGCGCCUAUCAGGUGGAACAGAUGCAGCACAAGGACGCUCGUAUCAAGCUGAUGAAUGAGAUCCUUAACGGCAUCAAAGUCCUCAAGCUGUACGCCUGGGAGAACUCCUUCAAAGAAAAGAUCCUGGCGAUUCGGCAGAAGGAGCUUAUCGUCCUCAGAAAAACAGCCUACCUGGGAGCACUCUCCACCAUGGCCUGGACCAGUGCCCCUUUCCUUGUUGCCUUGACGACGUUUGCCGUGUUUGUCACUGUAGAUGAGAAGAACGUUCUGGAUGCAGAGAAGGCCUUUGUGUCGCUCUCCCUUUUCAACAUCCUUCGAUUUCCUCUGAACAUGCUCCCUCAAGUGAUCAGCGGUCUCGUACAGGCGAGCGUGUCGCUGAAGCGAAUCCAAAAUUUCCUGAGUCAUGAUGAGUUGGACCCAAACUCUGUGGACAGAAAGACGAGCUCAGAGUUCGCCGUCUCGGUGGUGAACGGGAAAUUCACGUGGGCCAAAGAAGAUGAACCUGUUCUGGACAACAUCAACGUGAUGGUGCCCCAGGGCUCCCUGGUAGCAGUGGUGGGUCAUGUUGGCUGUGGGAAAUCCUCGCUGAUCUCCGCGCUGCUGGGCGACAUGGAGAAAGUGGAAGGCGAAGUUUCUGUUCGGGGGUCGGUGGCUUACGUUCCCCAGCAGGCGUGGAUACAAAAUGCCACCCUGAGGGACAACAUCCUGUUUGGGAAGAGCUUCCACGAGUCCAAAUACCGCCGUGUUCUGGACGCCUGCGCCUUGACGCCAGAUCUGGAAGUGCUGCCUGGAGGAGACAUGACAGAGAUCGGAGAAAAGGGCAUCAACCUCUCCGGCGGUCAGAGGCAGAGGGUCAGCCUGGCUCGAGCGCUGUACAGCGACGCCGAGGUCUACCUCCUGGACGACCCGCUGUCCGCCGUGGACUCCCACGUGUCCAAACACAUCUUCGACAACCUGAUCGGCCCUGAGGGCUUGUUGAAAGGCAAGACUCGCAUCCUGGUGACGCACGGCAUCACCUUCCUGUCUCAGGUGGACAACAUCGUGGUGAUGGUGGAGGGCCGGGUGUCGGAGAUGGGCUCCUACCAAGAGCUGCUCAAUCAGAACGGAGCCUUCGCGGAGUUUCUCAGGAACUACGCUCUGGAAGACAUCGUGGAGGAGGACGAGGCCACCGAAGAGUUAAUAGAAGAUGAGUUGUUCCCCGAUGACGUCCUUAGCAACCACCACACGGACAUGGUGGACAACGAACCUACGGUUAAUGAGGCAAAGAAAAGUUUUAUGAGACAGAUCAGCAUCCUGUCAGGAGACAGCGAGAACCUCCGGUGCCGCUCAGUCAGGAGACAGAGCCAGAAGAAGCACCAAGAGGCCCAGGAGAAGAAGAAACCCCAGGAGGGCCAGAACCUCAUUCAGGCAGAGACAGCAGAAACAGGCCGGGUAAAAACCAAAGUGUUCCUGGAGUACGCAAAGGCAGUGGGACUAGUGCUGUCGGUGAUCAUUUGCUUGCUCUACGGCUGCCAGAGUGCCGCCGCCAUUGGCGCCAACAUCUGGCUCAGCCAGUGGACCAGUGACUCGUUGACAAAUCAGACCAAGGAAAACGUUCACAUGAGGGUGGGGGUGUACGCAGCGCUGGGCAUUGCACAAGGUGUGCUCAUUUUGGUUAACUGCCUCUUGUGCCGGGCCUACUGUAUGCUGCGGGCGGCCAAGCUCACACACCGCAACAUGCUGCAGGGGGUCCUGCGUGCCCCGCAGGCCUUCUUCGAGAGCACCCCGACUGGGCGGUUACUGAACCGCUUCAGCAAAGACGUGGAUGCUAUAGACUCCCACAUCCCCGAUAAUAUUGACAUAUGGAUGCGCACUUUCUGGUACACACUGAAUGUGCUGCUCAUAUGCUCUGCCCUCACCCCAAUGUUCCUCAUAGUCAUAGCCCCGUUAAUGGUGUUCUAUUGGUGGGUUCAGAGAUUUUACGUUGCCACGUCGCGGCAGCUGAAGCGCCUGGAGUCGGUCAGCCGCUCUCCCAUAUACUCCCAUUUCUCUGAGACCAUCACCGGCUCUAGCGUAAUCCGAGCCUACGACAGACACGCUGCCUUUGUUCAGAUGUGUGAUAUGAAGGUGGACGAGAACCAAAAGAGUUACUACCCUGGUAUAGUGUCCAACAGGUGGCUCGGAGUUCGUAUCGAGUUCAUCGGGAACUGCAUCGUGUUGUUUGCCGCUCUCUUCGCUGUGAUGGGAAAGGACACUCUGAGCCCGGGCCUCGUGGGUCUGUCCGUGUCAUACGCGCUCCAGGUGACCAUGUCUCUGAACUGGAUGGUGCGGAUGACUUCCGACCUGGAGAACAACAUAGUGGCGGUGGAGAGAGUGAAGGAAUACUCCGAAACCAAGACUGAGGCCCCGUGGGAGGUGGAGGACAAGAAGCCCCCUGCGGAGUGGCCCACGCAGGGCAACGUGGAGUUCAACGAGUACAGCGUUCGGUACCGCGAGGGUCUGGACCUCGUCCUGAGGAACAUCACGCUCAGCGUCAAGGGAGGAGAGAAGAUCGGUAUCGUGGGCCGCACCGGAGCUGGGAAGUCCUCCAUGACGCUCUGCCUCUUCCGACUGCUGGAAGCUGCUGGAGGGGAGAUCACCAUCGACGGCGUGAAGAUAUCGGAGAUCGGCCUGCAUGACCUGAGGUCCAAACUCACCAUCAUUCCUCAGGAGCCCGUGCUCUUCUCGGGGACUCUGCGGAUGAACCUGGAUCCGUUUGAUAAGUACAGCGACGACGACGUGUGGAAAGCCCUGGAGCACUCGCACCUCCACAAGUUCGUCAGCAACCAGCCGGCAAAGCUGGAGCUGGAGUGUUCGGAGGGAGGAGAGAACCUCAGCGUGGGCCAGAGGCAGCUGGUGUGUCUGGCUCGAGCUCUGCUGAGGAAAACCAGGAUCCUCGUGCUGGACGAAGCGACGGCCGCUAUCGACCUGGAGACGGACGACCUCAUCCAGUCCACCAUCCGCACUCAGUUCGAUGACUGCACCGUCUUCACCAUCGCACACAGACUUAACACUAUUAUGGACUACACAAGAGUGCUGGUGUUGGACAAGGGACAGAUAGCAGAGUUCGACACGCCCACAAACCUCAUAUCAAAGAGAGGAAUCUUCUACGGCAUGGCUAAAGACGCAGGACUGGUGCAGUAGAGGAUCAGCUCAGUUCAUCACAGCCUGACUCUGGGCUUUAAACCUGGCAGCCGAGCUGUUCGUCACUUCGUUCUUACGUGGACUUGCUACAUGACAUGACUGUGUUUGUGCUUGUCUUUAGGAGCACUUUCUGCUCGUUCUGAAUGAAGCCUGAACUCAUUUUGCAGGCUUGGGUCAAAUUGUACUUGGGGGGGGGUGAAAAGUUCUAGCUUUCAUCAGAAAGCACGUCAGGUCUUUUUUUCUUUUCUUUUGUUUUUUUUUGGAGUGGUUAACACCUGCAGCCGCUCUUCCAGCUGUCCUUCUGUCACAUAAGCAGGAAAAAAAAAAGCCAUACACACAGACGCUGCUUGACCCAAGCCUGCUCCUUUGUGCCUUCUGCCAGUGUGAUAAGCCAGUGAAUGUAUCAUAUUUUAACUUGGCUCAUUGGUGCAAAACAGCUAACGAAGAGGAACUUUUGCUUUACUAUACAAAGAAGAAGACUGUGCCACUGUACCGUCCUCAUGAGACAAAAAAAAGAAGAAAAAAAAAGACUACACUUUUGUGAUAAAAACCCACGUUAUUUUUGUACUGUACCUUUAUUUAAACUACUUGUAUCAUCUAGGGACGCUUCAAUUAUACGUGUGAUUCUUCUGUGAACCAAAUCUAUAAAAACUUGAAUUCUAUACCACCAAAAUAUGAAAAAAUAAUAAUAAUAAUAUGCCUUUAUUAAAAAAACAAAACAAAAAAACAA
Gambusia affinis (western mosquitofish) is the source of this 5688-nucleotide messenger RNA. RefSeq names its product ATP-binding cassette, sub-family C (CFTR/MRP), member 3 (gene abcc3). The transcript is spliced from 31 exons. Gene Ontology annotation, molecular function: ATP hydrolysis activity; ABC-type transporter activity; ATP binding. Gene Ontology annotation, cellular component: membrane. Lineage: Eukaryota; Metazoa; Chordata; Actinopteri; Cyprinodontiformes; Poeciliidae. Bases 279 to 4958 code for a protein of 1559 amino acids. Gene Ontology annotation, biological process: transmembrane transport. The record is from RefSeq and is a predicted model, not a curated record.